GGGGGAGAAGGGUUCGCGAGCGCGGGGGGAUCCGUAACAUUCUCUACGCACCCCCCAAUCAGCCAAUGAACGCAAGAGUGCAACAUGUGAUGCCCAAAGAGAAUCAUGAACUGCAUGGGCAUUGUGCUGUCCUAUCCUGUGACUUGAAAGCUGGUCGAAG
Messenger RNA from Acaulospora colombiana, 160 nucleotides. The record is from the annotation of a GenBank genome assembly. Lineage: Eukaryota; Fungi; Glomeromycota; Glomeromycetes; Diversisporales; Acaulosporaceae.